This is a messenger RNA of Trichosporon asahii var. asahii CBS 2479, 2046 nucleotides long. RefSeq names its product intracellular protein transport-related protein. Gene Ontology annotation, molecular function: clathrin-cargo adaptor activity. Gene Ontology annotation, biological process: intracellular protein transport; clathrin-dependent endocytosis. The record is from RefSeq and is a predicted model, not a curated record. Gene Ontology annotation, cellular component: AP-2 adaptor complex; cytoplasmic vesicle. The transcript is spliced from 5 exons. Bases 1 to 2046 code for a protein of 681 amino acids. Lineage: Eukaryota; Fungi; Basidiomycota; Tremellomycetes; Trichosporonales; Trichosporonaceae.
AUGCUAACACAACAGGCGCUCGAUCUCAGACGUCUUCAGAAUCCAGGUUGUGUCGAACCCGGACGUGCGAUCGCCCAUCAUCACGCUCGGAUCAACGUCGUUCUUCCAUGUCCGCAUCAACAACAUCUUCAUCGUGGCUGUGACGAAUCGCGAGCUGACGCCGCAGAGAUUCUCGACUUUGGUUACCCUCAGAAUUCUGAGAUUGACACGCUAAAGAUGUACAUCACUACGGAGGGUGUCAAGUCGGAGAUGGCAGUGCGGGAGGACUCUUCCCGUAUCACGAUCCAGGCGACUGGCGCGACGUCGUGGCGCCGCGCGGACGUCAAGUACCGGAAGAACGAGGCGUUCGUGGACGUGAUCGAGACGGUGAACCUGCUCAUGUCGAAGGACGGUUCGACGCUGCGCGCAGACGUGGACGGACAGAUUCUGAUGCGAGCGUACCUGAGCGGCAUGCCCGAAUGCAAGUUUGGUCUGAACGACAAGCUCGUGCUCGACAAGAAGGGCAACGACAACGUGGCCAAGGGCGACAGCGCAGUCGAGCUCGACGACUGCCAGUUCCACCAGUGCGUGCGGCUGGGCAAGUUCGACUCGGACCGGAGCAUCUCGUUCAUCCCUCCCGAUGGCGAGUUCGAGCUCAUGAAGUACCGCUGCACGUCGAACAUUUCGCUCCCCUUCAAGCUGCAGACGCACGUCAUUGAGCCCACCAAGACGCGAGUCGAGUACACUAUCCACCUGAAGGCGAGCUUUGACUCGAAGCUCCAGGCCAACAACGUCGUGCUCAAGAUCCCCACGCCGUUAUCGACGACCAAGGUCGACUCCAAGGUCGGUAUCGGAAAGGCCAAGUACGCACCCGGCGAGAAUGUCAUCAUCUGGAAGAUUCCCAAGAUCCAGGGCCAGCAGGAGUGCACGCUCACGGCCGAGGCGGAGCUCGCGCACACGACCACGCGACAGGCCUGGUCGCGGCCUCCCAUCGAGAUCGACUUCUCCGGUGAAUUAGGGAGUGCCGCCUGUCAGCUAACGUUCAGUCGUCAUGUACACUGCCUCGGGACUGCUCGUCCGAUACCUCAAGGUGUUCGAGAAGUCAGGAGCUGUGGCGGACGAGGGGCCAGCGUGGGGCUGCUCGUCCUCGGAGGUCCUGCUGCCCGACGGACCGGCGAGAUUCUCGUCAGGCUGGAGGAGACCCUCCUCCUCCCCCUCCAGGCGGAUGGCGCGCUUACGUCGCUUGUCGAGCUCGCGUCCGCGGGCCGACUUGUGUCCGCAGAUCUCAGCCCGUCCCUCCUUGUACUUCAUCCUGACGAGCGUGAAGAUUAUAAACCACCAAUAGGCCAUGUACGUGCCACACGUCCAGACGGUGCCGAUGUUGUUCCACCCGACGAGCGACUGCGCCAGCUGCCAGAACCCGCUGUAUCCGUCAUGUCCGGGUUCCGGGGAACAGCCCUUCAGUUUCCAAAUGUUGCCUGCGACGCGGUACGAGCCUGGUCCGUCUCCACUUUCCGCGGCCUGCGCACCGACGCCGUUCACAAAGUAUUGCCGCUCGAUGCCGUAGGCGGACCUACUGGCCAGGCCAGCGCCCAUGAUGAAGAGCAGCAUGGUCGACGCCGUCGUGAACGUCUUCAGGGAGAGACGCUCAGCCCUCGAGAAGAGGUACCAGGCCGCGAGCCCGCCGACGGCAAAGCCGGUCAGGGCGCCGAAAAUGAUCGCGCGCGGCGAGUCGGUGAUGCCAAUACCGCCAAGGAAGACCACGCCCUCGAGUCCCUCUCGCAGCACCGUGAUGAAGGGAAGACCGAAGAGGAUGAAACCUCGCGCAGCGCGGGCGCGCACCUUGCGCUUCUUCCAGGCACUCGCGACGUCGGAGACGCCCGCGUGGCCCUCGACGGCACUGAUGAGCUUGAGGCGCCACUUUGUCUGCGCCAUCGGCAGGCGAAGGAAGGCGAGGCCCAUCACGAGGAUGAUGAGCGCGGCAAUGCCGCAGAAAAUACCCUCCCAGAGAUUCUCGGCGUCUUGCCAGAGGUCGUGGGCGAAGUGGUAGAACUGGGGUCAGCUUAA